Messenger RNA from Lepus europaeus (European hare), 1279 nucleotides. RefSeq names its product HAUS augmin like complex subunit 7 (gene HAUS7). The transcript is spliced from 10 exons. Bases 13 to 1104 code for a protein of 363 amino acids. The record is from RefSeq and is a predicted model, not a curated record. Gene Ontology annotation, biological process: spindle assembly; centrosome cycle. Lineage: Eukaryota; Metazoa; Chordata; Mammalia; Lagomorpha; Leporidae. Gene Ontology annotation, cellular component: HAUS complex. Gene Ontology annotation, molecular function: microtubule minus-end binding.
AGAGCGCGAAACAUGGCGGGGCAGGGAUCUUGCGUCGGCGGCGUCGGCGACUGCUCCCAAGAGAACGAAGACAGCGUGUUCAAAGCGGCCGUGGAGGUGUUCCAGAAGCUUAAGGACCUCAAAUGCCCCUUUCUGGAGGGCCUGUACAUCACAGAACCGAAGACGAUUCAUGAACUGCUGUGUAACCCCUCCAAGUACCGCUUGGAGAUUCUGGAAUGGAUGUGCAUACGAGCCUGCCCCUCCUUGCAGGAAAAGUUCAGCUCACUGAAGGCGUCCCCGCCGGAGCUGAAGAUCCGAGAAAUGGUGAAGCUAGGCCAUGAGCUCAUGCUGUGUGCGCCAGACGACCAGGAGCUCCUGAAGGGCUGCGCCUGCCCCUGGAAGCAGCUGCACUUCAUGGACCGGCUGCUCGACGUGAUCCGUAGUCUGAGCGUCGGAGGCUCCACCUGCUCCAGCCUGCAGGAGCACUUUGCGGACACCAGGGAGAAGAAUGAGGAGCUGCUGGGGGAGGUCUUCUCCAGCUCCCACCUGCAGGCGCUGCUGAGUCCCCGGAGGGACCCGUGGCCCCUGGACGUGCAGCCCGUCCUUGAGGAGCAGAGCGAGGAGCGGCAGAGUGCCAGCCCCUCGCCCCGGUCAGAGGAGGAGAAGGUGGCGGAGCUGGCCAGGCAGCUGCGGGAGAGUACUGCCAAGCUGCAGACACUCAGGGCAGAGAAGCCAGGGGCCGCCGCCAGUGGGACCGACACGAGCACCCUGGAGCAGAAGCUGCGCCUCGUCACCUCUGACUUCCACCAGCUCGUGCUGGCCUUCCUCCAAGUCUACGAUAACGAGCUGAGUGACUGCUGCCAGCGCCGACGCCCUGACCUGCACCUGUGCGGCCCCACGGUCCAGUCUGUGUCGCAGACUCUGACUUCCUGUAGCCAACUGUUGAAAGCGGUUGUAGAGGUCACGGACACAGCUGCGAAAGCCACGGAGAUGGCCAAGAAGCAGCAGGGCGAGCCGAUCUGUUGGGGCAGCAGCAGCUCCGUGAAGAGUCUAGCUGCUAAAAUGGAGGAACUUACACAGACAUACAUGGUCUCCAGUGACAGCCUGCGCCAGGGCACGGGCUAGUGCAGAAGGCGGCGUCCAUGGGCAGGCGCCGCGGAGCCUUCGCGGCAGAAGCAGCUGCAGCCCCGAUGUUGUCCGGGUCGCCCUGCUUUGCCUGUAGCCUCUGGCCUUGUGGGAGGGCUCUUGAAGAGAAAGGAAACCUCAGGAUCUGAAAAGCUGCUUCCAGCCUGUUAUUUGC